This is a messenger RNA of Portunus trituberculatus (swimming crab), 4585 nucleotides long. RefSeq lists its product as uncharacterized. The transcript is spliced from 6 exons. Gene Ontology annotation, molecular function: RNA polymerase II cis-regulatory region sequence-specific DNA binding; DNA-binding transcription factor activity. Gene Ontology annotation, biological process: regulation of transcription by RNA polymerase II. The record is from RefSeq and is a predicted model, not a curated record. NCBI's taxonomy places the organism in Eukaryota, Metazoa, Arthropoda, Malacostraca, Decapoda, Portunidae. Bases 82 to 4002 code for a protein of 1306 amino acids.
GCCAUCUUUAUAAACAAAACUGAGGUUAGGGGAGCACCACGGGGAAUCUUUCAACAAUAUCUCUUCUCUGUCUUAUUGGUGAUGGCAGAGAAAUGGGACGACAGAGCGAACGACUCCCCAGAGGUUGUGUAUGACGGGUUCUCCCCCACCACCACUCAACCCCAAGGUCUCCCCCCUUCCACCACCCCAUCCCAGGCCCUCCCUCCACCCCACCCAGCCUUUGUGGGGGAGGGGGAUGGCACUGUGUCACUCGGGGGGCCUUCAGGGCCUGCCUCCUUCAUCACUGAUACACAGAGGGAUAACAACUUACAACCACCACCACCAUCACUACAGCAACAACAACUACAACAGCAGCAGGAUGGGGAGGUAGCAGCAGUAGCAGACAGGGGGCAGCUGUGUUUCGUAUGCUGUGGCUCUGUGGCAGACAGCAACUACAAGAGUGUGAGGUCAUCCAUGAACCACUCCCAUGCCCCACUGCUGGUACUGCUAACAGAGGUGCUGGGCUACAAGCUGGACACAGGGCAGCUACACUCAGAGGUGGUGUGUAAGAACUGUUACCGGCUCUUGGAUAUCAUUGACGAGCUGCACCAAACACUAACUGAAUCCAAGACUGACGUGAGGACCAAGUUUCUCGAGACUAUCCAGCGCCUGAGACUCAAGUACCCACGGACAGACAAGAUGCUGAAGCCGAGGUGCCUGCGGUGUGUGCAGAUGUCCCAGUCCUCUGCUAGGCGCCGGGGCCGGGGCCGGGGCUGGAAGGGCCGCGUGGAGGACACAAGGGGCCGUGGCAAGGGUGGCAGGGGCAGGGGCAGAGGUGCAACUAGAACAGAAGAUGGGAAUGACCUUGGCAGUGAUAAUGAUCUGGAGGGCGGCAGAGAUUCAAGGGAUGGCUUGUGCAAGGUUCCACCACCACCAAACCACCACAACCACCACUACCGUCACUCACCACAUCAUGGCAUCACCACAAGAGGACAUAUGGGCUUUCCUCAUGGAGAUAGACGGGACCAAACAGAAGCAAAUGGAUGGGUUAUGGUGGAUGGUUUGGAUGGUGUGGCUAAUGUGGAAGAAGACUUUACCUAUGGCAGUGGAGAUGGGGAAUUUGACACCCUGGAAGAAGAGGAGGAAGAACGGUAUUACGACAACAUGUAUCUUGAUUUCUACGAGUGCCACGGAGUCAGAGCCAGAGGACUGCGUUUGUUGUGCGAGGUUUGCAUGGGCCACCUCGGCACUCUGCUUCCCCCGGCUGGGCCUCAGAACACUAAUGGAUGCUGUGCUGUGGAGGUGACACUACACAAGCCCCCAGGAGAAGGGUUGUGGGUAUGGAGUCGAGGUGUGAAGCUAGAAUCUGUUAAUCCACCUUCUGACACGGGAACAAAGGCAGUGAAGACAUGCAGCAGCGUUGGUCUCAUGAACGGUGAUGCAGUCAUUAAUGCUGCAAUGUCUUGUGCGACUCACACAGCACCCCAAGUCAGCUCCAGUGAUGCUGUUAUGCUGCAUACAAUGUCCAGUGAACCAUCAAAUUCUAGUAGCGAGGUUAUGCUGAGCCGAACCUCCAGCAGCAUCAGUUCAGGUGCUACCAUGCUUCCAGUAUGUUCCAGGGACAGGACAUUGUCACUUCCAGUAUCUACCAGUACUCCUGAGUCCCUCAUCUCUAUAAACAGCCCUCUUCCAGCCUUCCCAGUGUCUCUCAGUGAUGUUAUGUUACCAGUCUCCACAGCCAACACAACCACUCUUCCAGUGUCUUCUAUCAGUAGCCUAGAUUGUCUUAUCUCCAUGAAUUAUACAAUGACUAAGUUGCCACUGUCCACGAGCCUGAUCUCCACCAGUAGGAAUGCAGUGGCAUCUGUCAGUGCCAGAGAUACAGUGCCUCAUGUGUCUGGCACUGAUUUGCUCCUUCACUCUCUGGGCCAGGAAGGGAAAGGGAGUGAGAUGGUGAAGGAGUGUGAUGGUAAUGUUAAUGGUGAGGUAAACAUGCCGAGUCCUUCUUCAGAGUCAUUAGUACUGGGAUCUCAUAUUCCUUCCCUCUCCACACCAUCCCCCUCCCUCUCUAUUCCUCCAUCCCUCUCCUCCCCUCCAACAUCACUCUCCACUCCUCCACCUCUCUCAUCUCCACCAUCCCUCAUCCUCUCCUCCCCCACUCCUGCCCUUUCCACUCCCUCACCACUCUCCUCCCCUCCCACUUCCCUCUCCACCCCUCAGACUGUUGUACUGACCACUCCACCACUCUCCACUCCCCCCAUGGCCCUGUCCAGUCACUCUCCCCUCUCUCUGCCUCCUGUGAGCACCACCAGAUUAUCCUAUUUUGACAUGAAGGAUUAUAUGGACACUCCUGUUAGUAAGGAUGUCAUUAUUCCUCCAGUGGUUCCCCCAGUCAACACACAACCACACAGGACUCCACCGCCCACCACCAAAUCUCACAGCCCUUUCAGUCCCCAGCACCUCACUCUCCUCUCCCCAGAUCCUCUCACAGCAAAGCCAGACUCUCACAACUCAAACAUUUCUGAAAAGUUUACACGAAAGAACUUCUCAGUUUCGUCCAGUGUUGAGGUGCAGGUGUCCUCACUACCCAGUGCAGCUGCACCCACAGUUCUCAAGAUGCAGCAUACCCCAGAGGAUUCCAAGGGGCAGAGGAAAGGACAAGACACUGGGACAAGCAAGAAAGCAUCUGAUACAUUCCAAGACCUGCCUCUCGCUGCCCUGGGGAAGAGGCGACGCAAGCCUUCAGAAAAAGCACGGAAUGCCCAGAUUAGCAGGUCCAGUACCCGCCCAGGGAAGUUCCCCAGGACAAAAGUGCCCCAGGAAGAUGCUCAGCAGAGUGGAGACCCAGUGUCCCGGCAGGAGGAGGCACAGUACAAGUUUGUGUGUGAAUACUGCGGCAGGAAGUUUUCAUCAGCAACCGGUUUUCGGUACCACGUGGGGAGUCAUGGCGUGGGUGCAGGAGUCACUUUCACCUGCGACCUGUGCCCCUACACCACACGGCGGGCCAGUGACCUUAAGAAGCACCAAGUGACCCACACAGGGGAGCGGCCACACCGCUGCCCCGUCUGCUCCCAGGAAUUCUCAGUGAACAGUUCAUUCCGACGCCACCUGCGAGUGCACAGUGGCGAGCGGCCCCAUGUGUGCCCCUCCUGCCCCAUGGCCUUCCGCAGCCCUGCCACGCUGCGGCAGCACAUGGUACGCCACACAGGGGCGCGGGACUAUGUGUGCGAGGUGUGCGGCAGCAGCUUCAUCCUGCGCCACCACUACACGCUGCACCGCCGCCUGCACAACGAGGAGCUACCUUUCACCUGCACCCACUGUACCAGUUCCUUCAGGCACCACAGUGCCCUCAGGCAGCACCGCAGGAAGGCACAUCCCAGGGAAGAGGCAGCACGGUUACAACAGACCAAAUUGCGGCACCUGGUGGUGAAGGGCAACCUGCAGGGAACCCCAACACCUGUACCAGUCCCUGCACCCCCACCACCUCCACCACUACCACAUCAUCCCUUUGAGGAGAUCCUUCAGGAGGACUUGGUCAGUGAGGAUUCUGCUGCUUGUGUGGACUCCUGCACCCAAACACUGCCCUCGCCAUCAUCACCAUCAUCGUCUAUCACACAGGGCAAGGCCAAGGGCCAGAAGGACACCCCCAUAGUCCUCACCAUCAGUACCCUUGGCACCACAUCCCACACAGGACACACCAAGAUGCAGGAACUGCCCAAGGACUCCAAGGAUACCAUUGGCUUGCAAGAAAAGGACACUUGUGCAAACCCAGAUUUCUCAUAUCCUACAAUUGAGAUCCUGCCUGAUCCUAUUGCAGAGUCCUUAAGCAUUCCUGAGAAAUAUUUGGUGGUGAAGGAGGAGGAGGUGGUAGGAGGGAAUGGUGAUUUCUCUUCCUCCUCCUCCUCCUCCACCAGUUCCAGCAUUCCCUCUCAGGUGUAUAUUGUUUUACCUGAGGCUGACGACUGUGCCUCUCAUCUUUAUAUAGUGAUGGGAGAACACAUCCCUACUUCAUUGUCACAAUAAAUGGCCUUGGUUUAAUUCAUUAUCAUUGUUUAUUGAUAGUGAUUUUUAUUGUCAUUAUAAUUUUUUCCAUUACUGUUAUUGUCAGUGUCAUUAUAUUUAUUAUUAUUAUUAUUAUUAUCUCUGCAUUUUGUCUUUUCACUAUCAUUAGUGUUAUCUUGUUUAUUAAAAUUUUCUUUCUUAUCACCAACAUUUUCAUGGUUGUGUUGAUAGUGACCAUAUUAUUUUUAUUCCACAUUUAUUAUUACCAUCAGCAUUAUUAUCAUUACCAUCAGUAAUUUCAUUUCAUCACCUCAGUGUUAUAAUCUCAAUCAUUACAAUUUUUCACCUUAUUUUACUCGUACAAUCAUAUUUAUUAUCACUAUUCACCAUCUCAUUAUCAUUAUUCAGUUAUUGUCACCCUCACCACCAUCCUCGCUACCACUAUUAUCGUCACUCACUGGUGUUUGUACUUGCAUGUGUGUCAUAGAGAGUUAAGUGUGUUUGUCAGUGUGUAAUGUGUGUCUAAAGUGUGUAGUCUAGUCUCUGUACCAAGCUGUGAUAUGUGAGUAUUUGUAGUGAUUCUUCCAGUAAAUGUCUUGAGAUG